This is a messenger RNA of Colletotrichum acutatum, 1485 nucleotides long. RefSeq lists its product as uncharacterized. NCBI's taxonomy places the organism in Eukaryota, Fungi, Ascomycota, Sordariomycetes, Glomerellales, Glomerellaceae. The coding region runs from base 263 to 1330 and encodes 355 amino acids. The record is from RefSeq and is a predicted model, not a curated record. The transcript has a single exon.
AAAACUCGUACUAAGCACAUGCCACGGAAGUGCUUUUCACAUCUCGUUGUUUAGAAUGCAUGAAAGCUACCUUGUUGCGCGUCAAACCACACAAUCUUCUGCCGGCCGCCGUGACUAACAAUUUUGGCGCUCCGGCGUGGCGCCCCACUUCGCCGAAAAAAGUCUCAACUCCGACCAGAUACGUACCUCUCGACGUCUCCCAUCGGAUCUUGACGGGACAUUUCCACUCCUCUUCUCAUACACCCGCUCGGUGGGCAACGUCAUGUCCUCCACCCCUGCAUCGCCAGCGCCGGCAUCAGUCUCAGAGCUUCUGACGCUGAUAAUAACCACGUCGCCAACCCCGUCCGCGCCUUCGACAGAACUCUUGGAUGCGGUCUUCAAAUCUAUCCGUCUUCACUGCAGUGACUUGCUAUCAUGCCGUAUCAUUGUUGUACUGGACACGUAUGAGCGCAUCGGAGACAUUCCAAGGUUGAAGAAGGGUCAGGUGACGGAAAAGGGCGCGGAGGAGUAUGCAGAGUACAAAGACAACGUCAAGAAGCUCGUGCUAAGAGAAUACGACCAACAUGAGAGACCUGACGAGUUGAGUCAAGAGCAAGGGGAAGCAGAAUAUGGUUACAACGGGCGAGCAGCCACCGUAACGACAAAUUCGGCCACAUUCACCGUAGGCCAGACGAAAGACCUUCGCGUUUCUUUCGUAGAGCCGUCAGAGAGGCUUGGUUUCGGUCUAGCGGUGCGGACGGCCUUGAGAAUAACGGCAACACCGUACGUCUGGGUCCAUCAGCACGACUGGACACUCGUAUACGACAUCCCUGUGGGCCCAAUACUGGAUGUCAUGCAGACGCAAAACGCAGAUGAGGAGAGCCCGGUCAAGUAUGUUUGUCUUGCUUCGGUACGGAUGCUGAAGUAUGCCGAGACUGCUCAUGCGCAAGAAUUCUCUCAUCUUAGAACGUUGACGAACAAGCUGAAGAGGAAUUUUGCGCCAGAGUCAUUUCCGGGGGCGGAGGUGCCGCUGACGCCAAUGUUCUUUUGGCAUGAUAAGCCCCACGUUGCAGCGACGAAGCACUAUUUGACGCGUGUCUUUCCGACGCGACUGGCGAUACCUAGAGGGGCAUUUAUCGAGGAUACGGUUGGACAUCGGGCGCGGACUCAAAUGAAGGAGCAGGGCAUGUGGUCGCGGUGGGCUUGUUGGCUGUUUUAUCCCAAUGAAGGAAGGCAGCUGUGUCUUCGGCACUUGGAUGGGAGGAAGUGGAGGGGCGCAGAGGGGGAGGUCACGAUGAAAGAAGUCUGGAAGCAGGCCAACAAAGAGAUGAGGACAACAAACGAUGAAUGAAACCAAAAGUUACAAGAUAAAGCCUUCAAAAAUCGGGUUUACCGACACACCUUACUCUGGAAUUAGGUCUGUUGCAGUAUAGUAUUGACCUUUGCCUUCGUAAAGCCACUCCUUCACCCAGCUAUCACCUCCAGACGGGCAACCAACUUCAGAGC